AUGGCGACGGGUAUCGAGAACGUUGCCCUUCCCGUCGACUUGACUGCCUUUGUCCUGGCCCCUGACCUCUGUAAUACCGACAAGACUUCCAGGAUCGGUCCUAUAACACAACCAAAUUAUGUCGGUCUUCGACUCGAUGAGGCGUUGAUGAGGCACGACUUGGUAGACCACGUCGACUUCCAUCUAACCCAACCGGCCGACAAGAAUCCCCGACUCACAGACAUUGGAGCCAAUCCACCCGAACUCCGACUCAAUCGCGUCGGCGUCUACCUCCACUGGAGCCUCCCGCGGUGCUAUCGCAGCGGGAAAAUCUCGGGUGACAAUGUCCCGGACACGCCCCCCGACGAGGAGCAGCCCGACAGCAGCAGUCCGUCCUUUCCUGUGGUUCCCAAUCGUUGGUUGAUCGUGCGGAGACUGGCAAGUCAGGAGAGCGACGACGGGACCGUCCUUCCCGAGUUCCAAACCUGGAUCAUAGAGAGCAACCGCAAACGCAAAGUCCAAGACAUUCCGGACAGUGUCGAUCUCGAAGUGGACACCACUCCCUUCGUUGCCGAUGACCCAACCGGGGAUCAGGAUAGAAUUUUGGAGGCCCAGGCCGAAGUAUUUAUCGGACAGAGGCAUCAGUAUUCCGGCUGGGGGAGCGGAAACUCGGCCUGGAAUGAGCAAGAAAGCUCUACCAAUAGCCCCAAUUUUAUUGAUUUGACUGUGCUGGGGUCAUCAAACCCUCUCUUCCCAGACUAUGUUCCCCACAAUGCAAGUGCCUUCUCCCUGGUGGACUCAUUUGCAUAUCUGGCGGGAGACGGAGAGACCAAGCACUUGGUUUCGGCCGAGGCAGACUACUUUGUCAUUGGCUGGCAUUCGUUGUCUCAAAACGAUCCGUUGGCGACUCGGCCAGAGAACCUCCCGCUCAGUGUCAGCUUAAGCAAUCUCAAGCUGGGUCUGGAUCUAGACAAGCUCGGAGACGUGUCUGACGAAGAAAAGGCACACAUCCAAGAAAUCCUAGCGAGCGAGUUGCCUACGAGAGCACUAUUGCAUGGCUCGGUGUACUCGGUGAAAUACAGCAUGGAUCCUGCCAAGUACGCGACCAAAAGCAUGGCCGAGGAGGCAGCGGCCAAAUUCACCAAAGAUUUUACCAUGGAGCCCUUGUCAGCCGGACUGACGCCGCUGGACGGGAUCAUCACUUUCCUGCGCGCCCACGAGAAGGAGCACAUCGACAUCAUCAUCGGCGACGGCGCGGGAGAAGCUGCGAGCUACAUCCUCAACAUUGCGGAUCUGUUGUACGCCGCCGACGAUUCCUACAACGAGCGCGUCAAGGCGCAAGACCUGAACCUGUACGAAGGCCAUUUUGCAGGUUCAACUUUUUCUGGACACCAGUGGGACUUUGCUGAGAAAACGACGACAGCACAACCUCCGAAGGAGGCGACAGACGAGCAGGUGACGGACUUGGCCGAGCUCAACGAGAAACAAAGCAUCCUCGAUGCCGCUGAGCGGAAGCUGAAGCAGCGAAGAUGGGACCUGUUCUCGGAAUGGUGGAAAUACGUCAGUGACAAGAGCAACAUCAACGAGAGCAAAGAAGCGGAAUUCAAGCAGCGCGUCCAGGCCUUGCAAGCCGAUAUUUCCGGGACAGCACACGGGCUUGAACCCCUCCUGGCCAGCCUGCGGGCCCGAAUUGCCGAACUGUCUGGUGGCUCGACCGGCGAGGCCAACGACAGCCUGUACAAGAGGACAAAGCUGCCGUCGUUUUAUACUCGCAAGGAGCCCACGAUAUGCGUGGCCGGUGUGGAUUCCGGGUGGCCGGCAGAUUUCAUGGACCGUCUUCAGGUGCGGUUGGACAGUCAAUUCAAAUCGGACGAAACGAAUGUCCGAGGGCGAAUUUUUGGGAAUGCGGCCAAUCCUCUGCCCGCCGCAAUCAAAUCGACGGCAGAAAAGAUUCUGGGGGUGUGUCUCAGCAAGAUCAGGUCGUCCAAUAACCUAGACCCGAUCUACGAGAAAGGCUUCCAAGAUUGGGGAAACACGAACCCGUUCUCGCCGCUGUUUGUGGAAUGGGAGGCGAUAUACUACCACAUCGACCGAUCAAAGUGGACCGUGGAUGUUCGGCCCAGUCCUGUAGGACUGCCGCACUCGCUCGUCCGCUAUGGCGUGAGUGAGCUACUGGCGGAGAACGACGAGAAUCAGCGCGAUUUCAGAUACAUCAGCGGCAGGGUGAUGAUUCUCCCCCAGCCCAUCUUUUCCUUGCAGUCCGCGGUGGCGAGUGUUCUGGACAGCAAUGACCCCGACAUGGACCUGACCGAAGAAGAAAUCCAGGUGAUCAAAGACCACAUUGGCAAAUUCAAGUUCAUUUCGUGCCCUCUGACCGGCAUCGCCCACCAUCUUCUCACGAGAUCCUUGGGCACACACGUCAAGCCGACCAUGACGCGCCAAGGCAGGACCACGACGGGCCUGCGUGAGGCCGUGAGCGUGUCUCGUCCCAUCGGCUUCGAGGAUGUUCAGAAGAUCGGGCUCAUCAACACCGAGAGUGAUCUGACCCCGUACGGCAACCUGCUGAACUUUGCCACGGAAACAUACCCCCAGGUGCCCUUCAAAGGUGUCAGACACGGUCAACUCAUGCUCGUCAAGCUCAAUAUCGUCGACAAGUUUGGACAGGCGAUUGCGUUGCCACCCCCGAAACCCAAACUGCGCGUUCCCGAGCUCCCACCCCCGUCUGUGCACCCGUGCCUGAGUGACUUCCUAAUGCCAGACAUCCUCGACGGGACCAUCAACACGGUGUAUCCAGAGCCCGUUCAAUCGGACGGCGACUGGCCACUAAGCCGAUUCAUGCAGAUUCCCCCGGCCAUUAAUCAGGACGCGCGCAUCAACGCAACGUUCCUAACCCCGAUCGCGGACUUUCCUCACUGGAAAGAGACCGACCUCGAUGCCCAGGAAUCGCCCAUCUUCGGCUGGAUCGUCAUUAACUACCAAAACCUGGGUCUCCAGUUCUUCCGUCCCGAUGGCCGUUUCUACCUCGAGGUGCGCAUCGGCGGGCCAGAAGGCACAAACGUCGGCAGCAAAUGGCUCCCCUUCGACCCCCCUUCCACCGUCGACACAGGGAGCCCCCAGCUUGACGAACUCAUCUCACGGAUGCGCGACGCCGAAUUCCUCCUCUCCUUCUCGUACAUGAUCAACUCGGCCAUCAAAACCAUGCCGUACCCACCGUCCGAUUACUCCGAAUACGCCAACUCCAUCGUCGGCAAGCCCCUCGCGCUCGUCAACGUCGGCUGGUCCCUCGAGCUUGCCAUCCCCCCGCUCACCGCCCAAAACACACUCGGCAACCGCCCCACCGACGAAGCGGGCGAUCUCCUCUCCUACAACUUCCCACUCAAAAUCGGCGACGCCGACCGCCCCUUCGACGGCGUCCUCGGUUACUUCCGGUCCAACAAUAUCACGCAGGACCACACGCCCGACGUCAACCCCGGCCGGACAGACUGGUCCACCCUCUACACCUACUUCCCCGACCCGGCUGCCCCCGCCGGCGACGUCCUCGACAUCACCGCCGCCCGCUUUCCCACCCUCUCCCCCACUUAUGUCAACCCAGUCACACGCAGCGACGGGUCAUUCGAGGCCCUAAACUCCGACGAGACUAUCUCCACCACCCCCUUCCCCUCUUACACGGCCGCGCGCACUGCCCAAUCUCGCAUCGCAACCCUCCUGAUCGACCCGUACGCGCCCGUCCACGCCUACUCCCCAAUCCUGCCUGUCAAAGCCCUCCAGCUGCCUCCCUGGUCUAUCCAGCGUGCCAUGACCCGCAUGACCGCGUUCUUCCGCCUCGGCCCGCUGCUGCUCUCCCGCGACGUGCCCCACGCGUAUGACGCCGAUCGCCCGCUCGAUGUCGACUCGUUGGCCGCACAACUCCCCGACGAUGUACCGCCCGUGCGCAUACCCGUGUCCGGGAAGAAGGGGCUCUGGCGGUGGCUGCAGCCGUACGACGUGGAGCAACCAGGAGGGGUGGGUGCGACGGACGCGGCCAUGGUGUCGCGUUUCAAUGCGCUGAACGUCGAGGAGGAGGAUACGCGUAUCAGGAAGGAUGCAGCCCCGUAUACGUUCGUUGAGGGGUAUUUGCAGCUUGCGCGGCCAUUGUUGAACAGCGAGGUGAGAGGGAUGGUGUAG
Molecule: messenger RNA, 4143 nt
Organism: Rhinocladiella mackenziei CBS 650.93
Lineage: Eukaryota; Fungi; Ascomycota; Eurotiomycetes; Chaetothyriales; Herpotrichiellaceae
Exons: 4
Coding region: 1-4143 (1380 amino acids)
Source: RefSeq, a predicted model, not a curated record